AUUUCUUUCUGUCCAUUCAGACGGCCAUUAAGGAUUGACACGAUAACCGAAAAGGAUAAAUUAGAAGAGAAAAUGUCUAGUAGGAAAAGAUCUAGAAGGGAAGAAAAAGAGGACAAUAAUGUUACUCCGGCUAAGAGGAUGGUAAAUUACAAACCAGCCCCCUACAGCAGCGAUGAAGCGGCAAAAUUAGAGCGGGCCAACUGCGACUAUACAAUUAAAAUCACCAAGGAAAUGGCUGAUGGUGGAACUGCUCCAAGACAAAUUCGAGUUUACGCCGAUGGUAUCUAUGACAUGUUCCACUCAGGUCACGCAAGACAACUUAUGCAAGCCAAAAUGUGCUUUCCAAAUGUUUAUUUGUUGGUUGGUAUCUGCAAUGAUGAAUUGACACAUAGGAUGAAGGGUAGAACUGUAAUGAACGAAGAAGAACGUUAUGAAGCCGUACGUCACUGUCGGUACGUUGAUGAAAUUGUUACGGAUGCUCCUUGGCAGUUAACUGACGAAUAUUUAAGGAAUAAUAAGAUCGAUUUUGUCGCUCAUGACGAUAUACCUUAUGCUGCAAGUGGAGCCGAAGAUAUCUACAAAUCCCUUAAAGAGAAGGGUAUGUUCGUUGCAACUAACAGAACUGAAGGAAUAUCGACGACGGACGUUAUUGCUAGAAUUAUUAAGGACUACGAUAUGUACGUAAGGAGGAACUUGGCUAGGGGCUAUACAGCAAAGGAGCUGAACGUCAGCUACGUCAGAGAGAAGCGUAUUCAAUUUCAAGAAAAGAUGAGUCAAGUUAAAGGAAAAUCUGAGAAGAUAAUAAAAACCAUAGACGAUAAGAAGACAGAAUUAAUAAGCAAAUGGGAGGAUAUGAGUCACAGUUUAAUUGGGAACUUUCUAGACGUUUUUGGCAAGGACGGUCGAAUUAAUCAGUGGCUAAACGAUAAAAGAUUGAAGGUUGCUCGAGCAAUCUCGCCAGCCGAUCUAGAAGAGGACAAAGACUAGAAUGCAGAGAAAGAAAAAGAGAGUAAGCGAGCGAGCGAGCGAGAGAGAAUGAGAAUGAGUGCAAAAGCUAUAAGAGAUAAAGAAAAAGGUUCGAAAGGGUGAGGUUUAUAAUGUUAGGGAAUACUUUUUAUCAUCCAUCCAUUCUUUUUAUCUUUUAAUUAUUUUUUUCUUAUAAACAAAAAUGUCAUCUCUAUCUUUAUCAACCUAAUUUGAAUAUUCAUUAAUCACUGUAUGUAAAUAUAUCAGAAUUUAUCAUUAUUAUUUUUCAAAAUUUACUUACUAGAGAUUAUCUAUAUAUGCAUUAAAUGUCGAUGUGGCAGCUUGAAUGACAAAAACUAUAAGGUGUAUACUUAAUAUGUUUGUUUGGUUAGUCAUUAAUUAAUAAAUAGAGUAAUAAUAUAAUACAAUUAAUUAACUAAUUAGAUAAAUAAUUCAUAAUACUUUUCUUUUGUAGGUAUUCUUUCAAAAAGAUUUAUUUUUCUAUAACAAUCACAAAUGUUUCUUUAAAACGUGUAUAACAAAUUCUUUACUACGUUUCUUUCUACCGUUGUUUGUUUUUUUUCUAAUCGAUCGUUUAUCUUUUGUAUGUUUAUCAUUUUUUAGUUUUUUUUUGUUUUUUUUGUCAAAUUUUUUUUUAAAGGGAUAGUUUGUCUUUUGUCUUUUUUUUCUGUCAAAAGAAUCACAAAUUAUCAUAUAUUUUCUCCUUUAAAUGGUCGAAAAUAUGCACAAAAAAAAAAGAAUAUGAAAAAGGAAACAUAAAAAUUUGAAACCGCUAAAAGAAAAAUAAUUAGUCCUUUUUUUUUCACGGUUUACUUCGUUUUUCUUUUCUCUUCUUUCUUUUGUAACUACAAACUAUGACUUUUAUAAAAUGAAAACAAAAACAGUUCUUUGUCUCCUUUAACUCAUUUUUUUCCUCUUUUGAAAGAGAAAAAGUUCCCUUUAAUUUUUUAUUUUCUUCCAAAUUUUUGUACUUAAAAAAAUCUCUUCCCAAUAUGAUCCUUAAAAAUAUUCAAUAGACCCAGGAAACUGGUACCCAUUGUGGUGUGCUGCAAACUUCAUCGAUAGCUCUUUGCAGUGUAUGUAUAGUUUCUUCAAUAUCGUUGUUAACGAUUUUCAAAUCGAAGUAAUGUCCAUAAGCCUUUUCUAAUAGUUCGGAUUCUCGAGCUAAUCGCUCUAAACUUCCAUCCUAUAAAGAAAAAAAAAGGGGAAAAACUAAAUCUUUUUUUCGGAUACAAACAAUUAUUAUUAAGUUAUAAUAAUAAUCACAAUAAAGCGUAAUAAGAAAAGGAAUAGAUAUGAUUGGAUAUGAGGAUCUCAUAUUAAAUUGAAUUAUGUUAUAAAUUUUCUUUUUCUAUUCUUUCAAUUUAUUUAUGUCAAUAUUCUGUGCCCAUAGUUCACAAUCAGACACACUCUACCCCCCCCCCUCCCCC
Dimorphilus gyrociliatus is the source of this 2417-nucleotide messenger RNA. The record is from the annotation of a GenBank genome assembly. NCBI's taxonomy places the organism in Eukaryota, Metazoa, Annelida, Polychaeta, Dinophilidae.